AUGUCGGGCACGAAGCGAGGUGAGCUCGUGCCGAACGUCGGAGACCUCGGCGCCGCCCUCCUCCCGCACGCGAAGCGGUCAAAGACCGACGGCGACGCGUCCGCCGCCGUCGCCGUCGACCCCCAUGCCGCCGCGGCGGGCGCCGCUUUCUUCGACGAGGAGGUGGACAAGGUCGAGGCGCUGCUCAAGUCUGGGACGAAGAUCGAGCUGGAGGAGGCGAAGAACGACAUCGAGGCCGUGCUCGCCGCGGGGGGGACGCGCAUACCCCCCGCGCACGCCGCGGCGCACGGAUGUCUCCACGACGUCGUCCGCCCGCCGGGUUGGGCGCCCGAUCCCAACGCGCGCGUCUACGACGAGAAGAAUCCCGCCAAGGUGUACCCCUUCCGACUGGACACGUUCCAGCAGAAAUCGGUCGAGGUGAUGGAGCAGGGCGAGAGCGUGAUGGUCGCCGCGCACACUUCCGCGGGGAAGACCGUCGUGGCCGAGUACGCCAUCGCGAUGGCGCUUCGAGACGGCCAGCGCGUCGUCUACACGUCCCCGCUCAAGGCGCUCUCCAACCAGAAGUUCAGGGAGCUCAAGGACGAGUUCGGCGACGUGGGCCUGAUGACCGGCGACACCGUCAUCAACGAGACCGCGUCGUGUCUCGUCAUGACCACGGAGGUGCUUCGCUCGAUGCUGUACCGCGGCGGCGAGGUCAUGCGCGAGGUUGGUUGGGUCAUCUUCGACGAGAUUCAUUACAUGCGAGAUUUCGAGCGCGGCGUCGUCUGGGAAGAGACGGUUCACUUCCUUCCGGACGCCGUGCGAUACGUGUUCCUCUCGGCGACGAUCCCCAACGCCAAGGAGUUCGCCGAGUGGAUCGUCAAGACGCACAGCCACCCGUGCCAUCUCGUGUACACGGACUAUCGCCCGACGCCCCUCGAGCAUUACAUCUUCCCCAAGGGCGGCGACGGCAUCUACCUGUCGUUCGACCGUGACAACAAGUUCAGGCAGGAUAACUUCCUCAAGGCGAUCAACGCCAUCGCCCCCGCGUCGGACGGCGGCGACGGCAAGGGUAAGGGGGAGGAGAUGAAGCACCUCGAGGUUUACAAAAUCGUGAAGAUGAUCGCGGACAAGAACUACGACCCGUGCAUCGUGUUCACGUUCGACAAGAAGAUGAUCGAGGAGCAGGCGAAGGCGUUGGACCGAUUGGACCUCAACAGCGACACGGAGAAGAGCAUGAUCGACGCCAUAUUCGAGGCGUCCAUCGCGCAGCUCUCGCCGGAGGACCAGAACUUGCCGCAGGUGGUGAAGAUACUCCCCAUGGUCAAGAGAGGAAUCGGGUUUCACCACUCCGGUCUGCUGCCGGUGCUCAAGGAGGUGAUCGAGAUUCUGUUCCAGGAGGGGCUCAUCAAGGUGCUCAUUGCCACGGAGACGAUGUCCACGGGGCUCAACAUGCCGUGCAGGUCUGUGGUCUUCACGGCGCCGCGGAAGUACGAUGGAGCAGAGUUUGGAUACCGAUGGAUAUCUUCCGGGGAGUACGUUCAGAUGUCCGGACGCGCGGGACGACGCGGCCUGGACGACCGCGGCCUCGUCGUGCUGAUGAUGGACGAACGCAUGGACCCGCAGAUCGCCAAGGGCAUGCUCCACGGCAGGUCCGACCCUCUCAACUCGGCGUUUAGGCUGCACUAUCCGAUGCUGCUGAACCUGAUGCGAAUGGAGGGGGGCGAGGAAUGCGAACGGCUCAUCAAGCGGUCGUUCAAGCAAUUCCAGACCGAUCGGGACAUUCCCAAGCUCGAGUUGAAGUGCGCCCAGCUGGCGGCGGCGCGGGAUGCGGUCGUCGUGCCCGACGAGGCGAAGGUUGAGGAAUACGUUAACCUGCGCGACACGCUCUCCGUGCUGCGCGGCGAACGAAGGGGUUGGCUGAAUCACCCCGAUAACGCCCUCCAGUUCCUUCAGGUUGGCCGGUGCGUCAAGCACGAGAGGGACGGCGCCGAGUACCUGGUCGACGUCGUGCUCAACAUCGAGGAGCAGCCGCACGACGCGAGGCGGCCCCGCAAGGGAAACCUCGGGCGCUUCCGCGUGCGUCCGAUGAACUGGGACGGUAAGGCGCCGUUGGAGGGGGAAGAGGACGAGUGGACGGGCGCGUCGAGGGAUCUGGAGCCGAGGGUGGUGCAGGUGCCGCUGUCCCAGGUGGAUUCGCUGUCCUCCGUGCGCAUAUACACGCCCAAGGAGCUGGUGAGCAUCGAGAGCAGGAUGCGGGUGCAGCGGGCGAUGAACGAGGUGGUCAAGCGGUUCCCCGACGGGGUUCCGAUGCUCGAUCCCGAGUCGGACAUGAAGAUUGACCAGGACAACUUUCGGAAACUCAAGCGAAGGAUCGAGGCUCUCGAGGCGAUGACGACGCGACACCCUCUGCACGGCUCGCCGGACCUCGAGGACAAGGUCAAGCUCUUCGCGAGACGCCGCGAGCUGGGCUUGCGUCAUAAGGUGGCGAAGCGAGCCUUAAAGGCGGCGCAGGGCAUGAUUCACAAGGACGACCUGAGGUACAUGCAGCGGGUGCUCAGGCGCCUAAAUCACACAAACGAGGACGGCGUCGUCGCCAUGAAGGGUCAGGUGGCGUGCGAGAUCACCAGCGCGGACGCCUUGGUGACCACCGAGCUGGUGUUCGACGGGUUGUUCAAGGAGUUGUCGUUGGAGAUGUGCGUCGCCGUCGUCGCGGCCCUCACCGAACGCGUGGGCACCGCCGGAAAGGACCCGAAGGAUAUAAAAAUGUCCGAAGAGUGCAAAGACGCGUACGAGCGCGUGCGCAUCGCCGCGCAAUCCGUGGGGAAGCAGAUGUCGGAGUGCAAGGUUCUCGACACGUCCGUGAACGACUUUAUGAACUCGUUCAGGCCCGAGAUGAUGGAGCUGUGCAGGGAGUGGGCCAAGGGGACCAAGUUCGAGACGUGCAUGAAGGUUGCGCCGCGGGGCAUGUACGAGGGUUCGGUGGUGCGAUCGAUCCGGAGGAUCAACGAGGUGCUGUGGCAGCUCAAGGGCGCGAUGGCGAUCAUCGGCGACACGGGUUUGCGGGACAAGUUCGAGGAGUGCCAGAAUCUGGUCAAGCGCGACAUAGUAUUCGCCGACAGCCUCUUCCUCUAG
Molecule: messenger RNA, 3114 nt
Organism: Micromonas commoda
Lineage: Eukaryota; Viridiplantae; Chlorophyta; Mamiellophyceae; Mamiellales; Mamiellaceae
Exons: 3
Coding region: 1-3114 (1037 amino acids)
Biological process (GO): maturation of 5.8S rRNA; RNA catabolic process
Cellular component (GO): nucleus
Molecular function (GO): RNA helicase activity; ATP binding; RNA binding
Source: RefSeq, a predicted model, not a curated record